AUGGAGGAGGCCGAGGAACAAGCUGUGAAGAAGGAGGAGCUGCUACGUCGCCUCGAAGCCGAGAUCCUUGCAGAUGUGCAGGAGGAGCCGCAAGCAGAGCCACCAGAUCCACCAGCCGAACCAGCGGCCGCUCCCAGCGAUGCAGACGACACCGCCUCCGUGGUCAGUGGCACAACUGUCAGCUCAAGGUUGCUAGGCCGGGAAGGCCGGAUCCACUUCGAUGAGCAGCCAGCAGAGCUUGAACCUGUAGCAGAGGUGGAGGGCGAAAGUGAAGGAAGAAAAGCGCUGGACGACAUCUUUGCGGAGACUGUUUGGACAAUCACCUUUUGCGACGAGGCUUACUCGGAGCUGAAGCGUCUGGUGCGAAUCCAGCAGAAGGCCAUUCUGGACAUCUUCCUGGUGCUGGCCUCAGGCAAAUGGCCCGAGGAUGUGUGUGAGAAGCUGGAUGGGCACGGACACCUUCGGCUGCGAAGAGCUGUAGGAAGGGACCAGCACGUCCUCUGGAGUGUGGAUAUGGAGUAUGACAGCAACCGGAAGCUGUUCGUUGAGGUAAUCAAGGUGUGGCACGUUCUUCGCCCCGAGCAGUCGGCGGAGGCGGCGGCUGCCUUGGUGGAUGAGUGGAAGAGGGCCACCCGGGACUUCAGAGGAGUGGAGCGUGCCCUGAAGAACCAGAAAGUGACUCUGAAGGACGGCGUCCGCUGUCCUCGAAACGUGCUGCCAUCGGAGCUGCAAGACAGCGACGUCCUGUCUUUGCGGAAGUUCUACUCCCUGGACUGGCGAACGGUGCGGUCCAUCCUCCUGGAUGAUGAGGAGGAAGGCCAGCUGGCUGCCGGUGAGCAGUUCAUGUUGCGAACCUCUAAGCAGGAGGAUGCAGUGAUCCAGAAGCCGGGGCCAAACAUUGUGAUAGGUCGCAGCGGCUCCGGCAAGACACUCUGCUGCUUGUACCGAAUGUUCCAUCGGUACCUUGACUACUGGAACAAGUCCACACAGGCUGGGGGCGCUCCUCUGCUGCCUUCAGGUUCAAGUGACGUCCACUGUCACUUGAACCAGGUCUUCGUGACCCACAGCGCUGGCCUGGCGAAUAAGGUGUUGGAGUACUUCACGAACAUGCAGCAGAAGAGCCAGGAGUCUCUACCCACGACAAGAGGCGCUCUCCAACGCUCUGGCUUGCUCGAGCAGUCCAGGCAUCCUGACAGCAUCUCGCGUGUGAAGACCUUCCCACUGUUUGUGACGUUCCGCAAGUUCCUCAUCAUGGUGGAUGGAAGCCUGCAGAAUCCCUUCUUCCCGCGCCGGAGUACUGGAAUCGUUCACCCCGACAAGGUGACCCAAGCUGAAGCUGCGGAUGGCCUGGACCCGAUCUCCGCGCUCCGCGAGCAGCGCCGCGCCGCACUCCGUGCCAAGGCGCUUUUCAAGAAUGCCACAGCUGCCGAGUCCGACAAAGUGCUGACAGAGGUGGACUAUGACCUCUUUGAAGCCAAAUUCUGGCCAAAGCUGCGCCAAAAGGUGCCAGCUGUCGAGGACGCCAUGCUUGUCUGGAGGGAGUUCAUGUCCUUCAUCAAGGGCAGCUAUCGCGUCCUGGAGACAGAACAGGGACAUUUGGACUUGGAGACCUAUCAGGAGGUGACCAGCAAGUGUUCGCCAGGCUUCAGGGAGUACCGCGAGCAGAUCUUCGCUGCCUUCAAGUCAUACGAGCAGCUGAAGAAGGAUUGGCACGGAUUCGACAGGAUGGACGUGGCAAGGCAUGUCAUUCAGCAGUUGCGAAAAACAGGCUACAAGGGCCCACCAAUCCAUGCGUCCGCUGUCGACGAAGUGCAAGAUUUGGCACAGUUGGAGCUCGCUCUCUUCUUCGUUGUCAUGAAGAAGCCGUACGAGGACUUGUUCCUGACGGGUGACACGUCCCAGACGGUCUCCCGUGCCGUCGAGUUCCGCUUCUGCGACCUCCGGUCGGUCUUCCAUGAUUUCAACCCUGGGGUCAAAGUGCCCGAACUCGAUCAGCUGCUCAUCAACUACCGCAGCCACCAGAAGAUCCUGGCCCUGUCACACCGGGGUGUGGUGCAGCCCCUGGAAAUGGCCUUCCCGUACGCCAUCGACAAGCUGGCAGCAGAUAGGGGCCAUCGGGAUGGUGUGCGCCCUAUCAUCGUUACGGAUGUGCCGCUGGAAGAUCUGGCCCAGCACAUGUUCAACCUCGCCGGCUGCAGCGCUGGUAUCGCCUUCGGAGCAAGCCAGUGCAUUCUGGUUCGCAACGAAGAAUCGCGAAAGAAGCUGCCAAAGUCGCUGUCGAACGCGCUCGUGCUGACCGUGGAGCAGUCAAAGGGUCUGGAGUUCGACGACUGCAUUCUGGUAAACUUCUUCACCGACUCUCUGUACAAAGAGUGGCGUACUAUGGAGGUGUUUCGCGCCGAGCUGCUGGAGGAGGAUUCUGGGCAACACAAGCGGCCUCAGUUCGAGCGUAUUCGGCAUGCGCUUCUGUGUUCGGAGCUCAAGCACCUCUACACAGCCAUCACGCGCACAAAGCACGUGCUGCUCUUCAUUGAGCAGGACUCGACACAGGCGGACCACGUCUUCAAUCUCUGGCGCGAUCUCGACCUUGUCAGCAAGAAGGGCCUGCUCGAUCCGGAGAAUGCGGAGGCUCGUGCCCAGAUCUACCAGCACGCUGGUGAGAAUCGUGGCAAGGAUUCCUGGGUCCAGAUGGGGCACAGCCUCCUGCGACGGAAGCUGUACGAGCAGGCCAGGAGUGCUUUCUUGCGUGGAGAAGACGAAGACAUGGCCAAGAGGUGUGAGGCAUUCCUGAAAGCCGUGGAAGCUGCAAGGACGAUGGAGGACUUCGAAGCGGACGGCAUGCGGCUUUUCCGUGAAGCUGCGCAGCUGUUCGAAGAGACGGGCGCCGGACAAGAGCAGGCCGAAUGCUUGCUUCAUGGCGGCCAUCCCGAAAAGGCGGCGCAGAUUUUGGAAGACUUAAGCCGAGAGCAACCUGAACUCAAGGUCGAAGCUGCCCGGGCCUGGACGGUGGCCCGAAAGCACGAGCUCGCCGCGCCAAUCUACGAGGAGGCCGAGCAGUUUCAUGACUGCAUCGAGGCUUACCUAAAGGCGGACCUCCGGGAGGAGGUCACCAGGGUCGUGCCACGCGCGCAUCAGGUGGGCGCACUGAAGGCUGAAGAGUGCUUCCGCUAUCUGCAAGAGACCGAUGAUCAGGAAACAGCUGGAUUGCUGUUCUUCCAUGAGCAGGAAUACGAGCAGGCUGCUUCCUGUUACCGGAGCGCAGGCAACCUGCACUCGGAGGCGCAGUGCUACCUGGAGCUUGGGGAGCCUCUGCGCGCGGCCGAGCGCCUCAUCGUCAGCGAACACGCGGAGCAUUUGCUUCAGGCCGCGGACCUUUACAAAGCCCACAAGGACGUCGUGCAAGAGGCAAAGUGCUACCGGGCUCUGUUGGAGAUUGAAGAUCUACCGGACCGAAGAUCAUUGCUGGAAAGCUGCAUUGAGCUGCACGAAAGGUUGCAGGAAUGGGGCAAGGUGGCGGAGUACCUUGAGAAGCUUCAUGACCACCUGGACAAGCUUCACAUCGAUCCACAAGGUAUCUUAGAAGAGGCCGCAGAAUGUUACGAGAAGGCGAGGCUUUACAACGAGGCUGCAUGUGCCUAUGAGAAGCUUUCUGGGCUAUCCUAUGCCUCUGCAAUUCGUCAUCGCCACCUCAGGAAGGCAGCAGCUCUGUACUCAGAGGCGCGAGCCUUGCGUGACAAGCUGCGCGUGCUGAAGCUGCUUGACGACUACGAGGCCUGCGGCCAGCUGGCCCAACGGCUCGGCAUGUUUCAGGAAGCUGCUGAGUUCUUCAAGCAAGUUGGGACGGAGGCCGCGUUGGAAGAGGCGGUGCAGUGCCUGAUCUCGGCCAAGGAUUUCACUCAGGCCUAUGACUUGUUCGGGCACCUUGCGGAGAAGACGCGGAACAAGCCAGAAGGCGUUGAGAUGGAAAUCAAGCUGCUGGAAGGACUUGGCAAGUUUGAUGCCGCUGCGCGUCGCAUCAUGGCCAACCUGCCGCAAGGACGCCAGCGUGCCGAGAUGGCAUUGCGGGGCUUUCGGCUGGCCCGGAAGGAUGCUCAGCAAACCAAAGCGUUCUUGGACGACUUCGGUCAGGAGAUGCCAGAUGACGAAACUGCACUGAUCUUUUGGGCCGAGCUGGGCGAUGACGCUGCCCAGAUCUGCGAUUUGCUGGUCAAGUGCGGGAAGCCUCUGGCCGCAGCGGCGGCAGCAUCGGAACUCGGGGAUCCGGCGAAGGCUCUGGAGUUGCUUCGGCAAUGCCCAAUUGCGCCGAAGGACUGGCACACGUUCACGCUGGACAUCCUCAUGACAGCUGUCCAACAGCAGCUGAGCAAGGAGACCUUGCCCAAGCUCAAGAAGGCUAGCGAUGAGCUCCGGUGUGCCCUGGAGAUGAUGGAAGAAGGCCUGGUUGCUGUCGAGAAGCUUCUCCGCCUCGACUUUGUGGAUGCUGCCCUACAGCGUCUGGAAGGGACUAAAGGUUCAUCAGAACCUGCGCUCCGUUCUUGGUGGGAUGACUUCAAACGAGUUCCACCCGGUCUGCAGCUUUGUUUCUUCGAGGAGCUAGCCCUGGCCCAGAGUGCCAAGGCUCAUGAUGCCGAAGAGGCUUUCGAGCAGCUCGCUUGGUACAUCCAAGAGGUCUCCAGUGGAAGGGAGAUCGAAGAGCUCCUGAAAGGUUGCUACCAGGCUGACAGCAAAUUGCAGAGAGUGCUGUACGACGUGCUCAACGGCAUGCGAGCCCAACGUGGGAUGCGGCCGGUCAAGGAAGGCCGCCUUUUCGGUGUCCUCGCAAAGGGCCACCGGCUUUCCCUACAUGCUGACUCCGUCGUUGAGGUCGUGCCCGGCUUCUCUGGGGCCGUGUGCCUCAAAGACAAGCGAAGCGCUCUUCUUCGUGACUUGGAGGAGCGCCAGGUGGCUGUGCUCAAGCGUUUCCAGCAGCUUUGCAAAGGUGACAAGAAGAAGGCCCGCGAGGCUCCAUCUCUAUGGCUGCGCGCCUGGAAACAACUGGAUUCGCAGAGUCCACAGGCAGAGACGUUCAAGGACGGCUUCAUAAGGAGCCUUCGCUCCGUUGCAGCGACAGAUGUGCAUCUGCAUAAGGAUGUGAUCAAUGAAAUUCCAGAUGCAGCAGCGGGCAUUUGGCUACAGACAUGGGCAGACGCGGAGAGUAAACUGAGGAGCAAGCUCAAGAAGUCCACUGACUUUGACAACUUGGUACGCCCUCUUCAGGAGACUGUGCGAGAUCUCGUGAACAUCUUUCGUCAUUAUGUUUGGGAGAACGAGAAGGACAAGUCUAAAGUUUACAAGAUCGCGGCCGACAGAGUUGCAACGUUGGUCUUCGGCGAGCUGGACUAUUUGAAGCCAAUCUGUCCACGCCACGUCUCCAUGGGAAGAUGUGAAGCGAAGCUCAAGAAAAAGUGUGACUUGGAGCAUCCCGAUGUCGAGAAGACGCAUCUUGCCGAUGAGCUGCUGGCCCGUUCAGCAGGGCGCAAGGCAACAAGCUUCGAUGGGAUUGGCCUUCCAUGCUGGCUUGAUGUUGUCAACAUCUGCCAUGACAGCGUCGAGAAAGCCAAGGGCUGCAACAGACGAUGGUGCAAAUGGGUCCAUCCGGACAAAGAACAGCUCGAAGCCAUCCGUAAGAAGCUCAGGACCGUGAAAGGCACUUACUACUACAACCAGAUCAAUUGGAAGUCCGAUGAAGAUCUGAAGCUGGUUCUGGACGCCCUUCUCACGAUGGUCGACGAGGAUGUCAAGCUUCCCAAAGGGUUCGGCUGCUGCUUCUUCCAGGAUGAGAAUGAUGCCAGCCGGAUGCUGAACGUUCGAUUGGUGACUAUCGUCGCCUGGACCUUCCUCAGCAAGAGAUCCGAGGCAGGCUGUGACCUUGGCCUUGAGGCUUCCGUGGACGUUCUGCAGCGCAUGUGCCGGGCUCUCUACCGCUAUCCGGAUGCACAGGCCUGCACGCUAGCCAAAAAGACUUUGGCUGAGAUCCGAGACGAUCGACAGAUCCGACGUAUUUCCAACGACAUCACCUGGGAAGUCGAAGGUUGCCAGGACAAAGAGAAUGUUCGCUGCCUGCUGUCCACAAUGCUUGGCCGUGAGAAGGCGGCACCACAACAGGCCCAGCAAAGGCAGCAUGCAGCUGGAAGCAAGUUCGCGUUCAACCCGAAAGCCCAGGAGUUCGUUCCAGGGAGACUGAAGAUUCUCCAGCGCGAUGCCCCCAACCAAUGGGCGGGUGGCAAUGCGGCGACAGCUCUUUUCGGCUCGCAGCCGAGUCCGGCUUCUGAAGCUUCUGGAGCUUCCGAGCAGCUGGCGACGGAAGCGACAAGCUUGUACCCACCGCGUCGCUCAGGACCGGCUGGAGCUGGAGCCCGCGUGUGGUGGCAGCCCAAGAUGGCGCUGCAUGGAGCUCCUGUCAAGAGCUAG
Molecule: messenger RNA, 6450 nt
Organism: Symbiodinium natans
Lineage: Eukaryota; Dinophyceae; Suessiales; Symbiodiniaceae
Source: the annotation of a GenBank genome assembly